AUGGCUAAGGCCCAUUUGGAUGAUUCGGCAUCGCCAGGGCGUCUUCGAAGGGGGGGCGACCCGAAGGUUGGGCACGAUGCGGGCUCUGACGGCGCACCGGGGGUGAGGUGCCCCCCGCGCGAUGCGCGAUUGCACGCGGGGAUGAACAACGGACCGCCGACGGUCGGAUUCCCUCCCAACAAGCCAAGAGACGAUCAGGAGGCGAUCUAUUUUCUAGAAAACGUGACGGGGAUGGGGGAACUUGAAUACCUGCAGCCGGAGUCGCGCGCGUUUCAGAAAUUUACCCAUGAUAUCGUACUUCUCCAAAAGGAAAUAUCCCAAAAGAAGAUAAAGGAGGGUGAGAUGGCAUUGGGUGCGGGUGUUGGUAGCUCUACUGCGGAAGGCACUCCUGAAGCGACGAGUGGUGGGAUGGAUACGUCCGGACUGAGUCAUCAUACUAGUUCGUCUAGCACUUCGAAGAUCUUCAAAAACAUGUUAUCUGGAUGGUUCUGCUGCAGUAGUUCGGGGGUUGCGGUUUCCAAUAGACUUCACCAUCCCCAUAGCGUGGAGGGUAUUAAAAGUACCCUUUCUGGUUUCACCGAAACAAAGGGUAAGGAUUCUGCGUGCAGUAAACAAAGAAAGAGCGGCAAAAAUGGGGAUACUAAGGAACAACCUGCGGAGCUUAGGUCAAUAGAAGUUUUUGCAAAGACUAAUGAGGGAAAGAGCGAUUGUAUUCCGAAGAUUUCUGAGGAAGUUAUUUUUAUGAAGGCCGGAGAGCCACAUAGCUUUAAGGACAUAGAAAAAAGGACUCCAGGUGACUCUUGCUCACUAUCGCUCAAGAUGUAUUCUGGUAUUGAGAAUUUCGAUGCGUGUAAUGAAUCUAAUAGUGCUCUAGAUAUACACCCCCCCCAAGAGCACGUAGGGAAUCAUCAGCACCAGUUAAAGCACUUUGCAUCGGCCGAAGCUUCGCGGAUAACACUCCCAAUAGUUGAUAAAGAUGCCACAGCCUCUCCAGAUAGAAAGUCAAAAUGCGCUGAAUCUGAGAAGAAUGACGCCAAUAAUGAAAAAGGAGUAUCACCAGAACCUGAUUUCGGUGUGUUGCCAGACUUUACACGGUUGAAUUCAGCAUCCCAGGUUACUCUUUUACAAGAUGUUGACAAUGGAAAGGAAAUAGAUGUGGUAUCUGAUGGAAUGAAAAGCUCUUUCAUGGCACACUCAAAGUUAACAAGCAAAUCGUCUGUUCACCGAGAAAAUUGUGAUGCAAGUGACCGAACUUCAUCUUCCUUGCCCCUGGAUAAUCCGGACGGAAGCAUUGAAAAAACUGUGAAGUUUCAUUUAUCAGAAUCUUUACCAUCCAUUGACUUGGUAAAGUCAUCGACACCCCGAAAAGAGAUUCCGUUUGAUGACACAUUCAAUAAUAGCAUGCAUAUUACUGAAUCUGUGAGUAAAAGGACCGACCGAUCUCCACCCGAGUUAAUGGCUAUUCCAAUCAAAGGGGGCCAGUGUAAUGGAAGGGAAAAGUCAUUCCCGAAGUUAAGAUCCUCAAACCACUCAACACGCUUACGUUUUCUCGACACACAUCAUGAGUAUCGCCCCCAUACACAGAGAGAAAAAAUCCAGCAAGAUUCAGGAGACGAUGGAAGCCGGGUCGCUUCCACUGGGAGUGGUGAGAAGGACAGUAUUUCCUUUCACCGUGUUUCCACUAGAUCAAUGAUCUUGUCGUCGUCUGUGCGGACUACAACUGGGGAUUCUCCUCAGGACUAUCACCACAAAGAAAAAUAUGCAAAACUUCGUAAGCAGAUUAUUCAAAAUUCUCGUGUUCAUUCUGUCAAGAGCAACUUUGAUCCUUUCAGGAAUUCGCGCCGCAGAAUGGAUGCCAAUCACAGAGCUUUUAAUUAUAGCAGCCACAACCACACUCCUCAGAAGGUAUUGAUAAAUGGUGGAACCAUUUGUCAUACAGGGGAACACGACAAAUGGAUAAAGGAUCUAGCGAAGAUCAACAGAAUGAAUGAAAAAUGGCAUUCGCGUAGUCGGUAUUUAUGCCCCAAAGAAACAAAGUUGCGUGAAAAGGUUUAUGCACUUGACCAGAAAUUGCAUGCACUUUAUGUGAGCAGGGCCAACAUAAUGUCCAACAACAACGCCGUGACAGCGGCACUCAUGGAAGACAAGUCCUCAGUCUUCUCUGCUAAUUCAUCACAAGAGCGUACCGAUGCCAAAUUGAGGUCAAACGUUAAUGAGGAAAAAUUACCAGCCUCCGCGGAACCGCUUUCGGUGUGUAGAGGGGAUGGGAGUGAGGUAAAGGGCCAAGACGACCACAAAGAUGCUAAAUGGGUCCAUGGUCAUCGCACCCACACGGACUCUACGAUUUUUACGCAACGUAGUUUUAAAGACACCUAUAAUAGCAGUUAUGCGAAGCGGUAUCCGAACACUCUGCGAGUAGGUCAAUAUUCCUUACACAAAGACUUUCCUGUAAAACGGAUCGCAGGAGAUUUUCCCAAAUUUAUGUCCCAAGGGGAUUCCCCCAAUGCGGCGCUCAAGGCACACCAGCCAUCGCCGAACAACUCAACACGCAGCGAAUUUUCCAAUAUUCCCAGAGAUAAUGAUAGAAUUCUGAACCAUAAGGCGAAAUGCGCCCCAACAACUGCUUGUAGUCGCUCGACUGUUAUCAUUUAUACACCAACAAGAAGCAAAGAGCAGACGGAUGAUACUUCGGUGGUUUACGAAUCGCUUGGGCAGCCUUCUAUUCUGGAUGAUUGCGGCGUUGCCGCUCAAGUGUCCCCAUCGGUCUUGCGUGACUUUGAUUCCGAUACCCUAACGCGUAUUCGCUCGCCAACGCAUGCCGGUUGUACAGGCUCCAAAUCUAUCCAAUCCUCUGAGGCGCAUACCCAUACUUCAAGAGGGGAUCUCUCUAGGGUACUUUUUCAUGGAAAAAAAUCGAAAAUUAAAGGCUGCGCGACGAAUGAACUUUCUAACGAAUCCUACUUAGAGUGUUUGCGUGCAGCUUUGCGACAUGAGUAUUACAGCGGCGAAUUCGCAACUUUGGGGGUUCCUGACGGCGCCCGAGCUCAGAAUUAUCCGCACUGCGACGAAAAAUCGUCCCCGAAUGGGAAUAAAAGUGAAACUGGCGAGUGUAGGGGCGGUUCUACGACUCGCCGUAGCGGGAGCGAUUCGAGUGAAAAGGGAAGCGUGGACUUGUUCACUUACCUGUUAGCGCAAUCAACUCUUUUAAGCGCGAUCGACCCCCCGCCAUGGCGCUCGUCCUGUUCGGCAUGCGCCCCGCCGAUAGCCGAGGCCGACGCCGCUUGCGGGCUUUUACUCUUCAAGCAGCUCCAGCGACGCGGCGGCGGGGGGGUCCGGGGCUUCCGCCGACCCAUCCCGGCGGCCCUUUAUGCCCCCCCUCCUCACCAAAGCCGUGGGGCCGAAGAAAAUGCAGGAAAAGGGGAGGAACCCCAUACGAGAACGAGUCGAGAGCGGAUGCCGAAAAGCCGGGAGGCCAUAGGGGGCCCCCCGACGGGGCCCCCAAGACGGCCCUUCACCCCGGCCCUGUCUGCGCUUCGCCUUUACCUGCGCACUCAUCGACGCGGGCGGCGUGCGUGGCGACUGCGAAAGCGAAUCACUCGAAGGGCCCACCGAGGGAGGGAUCUUGGAAUCGGGAAGGAUGAACCCGUGAUGUCUCCUCCACCGCCGAGUUUGAUGGCCGAUUCGGAUUUCACCACCAUCAGUGUGGUUGGCGGGUCUGAAAAAAGGAAUGCGAAGUCGGAUUUCAAACCAUCAGGUGCGGCUGGCUGUAGUGGUAGUGGCUUUAGGAAGGAAAGCGAGACCCAGGACCAGGAUGCGGCGAAUACGGUGGCAAUGCGUCAGGAUCCAAUAGACAACUCGCAGGAAUAUUUGCUCAUAUACAAAUCUCAGUUAUUUCAGACUCCCCCAGGAAAUGUUACUGGGUUUAACUCAGAUUCAACAAGCUCAAACGAAGAAGAUAGAGAUCGGUGUAAACUAUUAGAAUAA
Phytomonas sp. Hart1 is the source of this 3984-nucleotide messenger RNA. Lineage: Eukaryota; Euglenozoa; Kinetoplastea; Trypanosomatida; Trypanosomatidae. The record is from the annotation of a GenBank genome assembly.